Aegilops tauschii subsp. strangulata is the source of this 1056-nucleotide messenger RNA. NCBI's taxonomy places the organism in Eukaryota, Viridiplantae, Streptophyta, Magnoliopsida, Poales, Poaceae. The record is from RefSeq and is a predicted model, not a curated record.
AUGCAUUUCGAAGACCAUGAGUUCGAGGUGGACGAGGAGGGUGAGGGCAUUGUCGACGCGCCGAAAGGAAGAGCGCGCAAUUACACCAACACCGAUGACAUCUUACUAUGCAAUACUUGGUUGCAAGUGUCGAGGGAUCCAUACGUUGGAGGUGAUCAAAGUAGAGAUGCUUAUUGGGGGUGGAUGAAAGAACACUUUGAUGUUCACAACGUGAGUGGAAUUGACCGCUCUGAGAGAUCACUUCGGUCCCGAUGGUCGACAAUCAACUCGGAUUGUCAAAGGUGGGCGACCUGUCAAAAGGCGUUUGACAAGUUGAACCCAAGUGACACAAAUGAGGACGAUAGAUACAACAUUGCACAAAAGUUGUUCAAAGAAGAGGAGAGGAAAACCAAGAAGGGAAAGAUCAAGAAAGGAAGGGUCUUUACCUUGCCCCAUUGCUAUAACGUGUUGAAGGAUGAUGAGAAAUGGAAGAAGCGUGAAGAUUUGGAUGAUUUGCAUUUGAGCAACAAACGCAAGCGAACAAUUGAGUUGGAUGAUGAUGAGGAGGAGGAUGAUGCAUCAAGUGAUGACGGCAAGAAAAGAAGCCAACGAGGUCAGGAAAAUGGCAAGGAACCAAGAUGCCGCGGCCGAGGAGAGGAGGUUGGCGGCGAGGAGAGGAGGUUGGCGGCCGAGGAGAGGAGGGUGGCGACCGAGGAGAGGAAGGUGGCUUUGGAGGAGAGGAAGGUGAGCAAUGAGGAGCGAACUAGAUUGUUGGAAUGGGAGAAGCACUUGUUCUUCUUGGACACAUCUAACCUUAAUGAGGCGCAAAAGGAGUAUGUCAAUCUUGCCCGUGAAGAAGUCUUGAUCCAAAAAAGAGCAAUGGUUCGUGCAAUGGGUGGCGGCGGCCUUGGCGCCAUGGGUGGCAUGGGUGGCUUCGGAGAUGCCGUUGAAGAUCUUGCCAACACCGUCGGAGCUUCACGUGAUGCGAGGCACGAUGAGGAGAGGGAGGAAGAUUCAUCUUCGGAGAUGAAAGAAUCGUCUUCCAAAGAUGAGGACGAAGACGAGGACGAGGAUUGA